Messenger RNA from Pipistrellus nathusii (Nathusius's pipistrelle), 3312 nucleotides. NCBI's taxonomy places the organism in Eukaryota, Metazoa, Chordata, Mammalia, Chiroptera, Vespertilionidae. The record is from the annotation of a GenBank genome assembly.
AUGGCGCGGCCGGUCCGGGGAGCGCUCCGAGCCCCGCGCCGCUCGCCUCGCCCGCUCCCCUGGCUGCUGCUGCCGCUGCUGCUGCUCCGGCCGGAGCCCGCCUUGGCCGCUGACCGGGCGCCCUGCCCCGCCGCCUGCACUUGCGCCGGGGACUCGCUGGACUGCGGCGGCCGCGGGCUGGCGGCGCUGCCCGGGGACCUGCCCGCCUGGACGCGGAGCCUAAACCUGAGUUACAACAAACUUUCCGAGAUUGACCCUGCAGGUUUUGAGGACUUGCCAAAUCUACAGGAAGUGUAUCUAAAUAACAACGAGCUGACAGUCAUACCGUCUCUUGGUGCUGCUUCACCGCACGUCGUGUCUCUCUUCCUGCAGCACAACCAGAUCCGCAGCGUGGAGGGCAGCCAGCUGAUGGCCUACCGGGCGCUGGAGGUGCUGGACCUGAGCUGGAACGACCUCACGGAGGUGCACAGCGCCUGCUUCCUGCAGGGACCGCCGCUAAAGGAGCUCAACCUGGCAAGCAACCGGAUCGGCACCCUGGAGUCCGGAGCUUUUGAUGGUCUGUCACGGUCGCUGCUGACGCUUCGCCUGAGCAAGAACAGGAUCACCCAGCUUCCUGUGAAAGCAUUCAAGCUGCCCAGGUUGACACAACUGGACCUCAAUCGGAAUCGGAUCCGGCUGAUCGAGGGCCUGACGUUCCAGGGGCUGGACAGCUUGGAAGUGCUGAAGCUGCAGCGGAACAACAUCAGCCGGCUGACGGACGGGGCUUUCUGGGGGCUGUCCCGGAUGCACACGCUGCACCUGGAGCACAACAGCCUGGUGGAGGUGAACAGCGGCUCGCUCUACGGCCUCACCGCCCUGCACCAGCUCCACCUCGGCAACAACUCCAUCUCCCGCAUCAACCGCGACGGCUGGAGCUUCUGCCAGAAGCUGCACGAGCUGACUCUGUCUUUCAACAACCUCACGCGGUUGGACGAGGGGAGCCUGGCCGACCUCAGCAGCUUGAGCAUCCUGCGCCUCAGCCACAAUUCCAUCAGCCACAUUGCGGAAGGAGCCUUCAAGGGACUCAGAAACCUGCGUGUCUUGGACCUGGGCCAUAACGAGAUCUCGGGCACAAUAGAGGACACAAGUGGUGCCUUCACGGGGCUCGACAGCCUCAGCAAGCUAUCUCUGUCUGGAAACAAGAUAAAGUCGGUGGCUAAGAGAGCAUUCUCCGGACUGGACAGCCUGGAGCACCUGAACCUUGGUGAGAAUGCGAUCAGGUCUGUCCAGUUCGAUGCCUUUGCGAAGAUGAAGAACCUCAAAGAGCUCCGCAUCAGCAGCGAGAGCUUCCUGUGUGACUGCCAGCUGCGGUGGCUGCCCCCGUGGCUGCUGGGCCGGACGCUGCAGGCCUCCGUGACCGCCACCUGCGCCCACCCGGAGGCGCUGCGGGGCCGGAGCAUCUUCUCGGUGCCCCCGGAGAGUUUCGUGUGUGAGGACUUGCCGAAGCCACAGAUCAUCACCCAGCCGGAGACGACAGUGGCCGUGGUGGGCAGGGACGUCCGGCUCACCUGCUCGGCAGCCAGCAGCAGCAGCUCCCCCAUGACCUUCGCCUGGAAGAAGGACAGCGAGGUUCUGGCCGACGCCGACAUGGAGAACUUUGCCCACGUGCGGGCGCAGGACGGGGAGGUGAUGGAGUACACCACCAUCCUGCACCUCCGCCACGUCACCUUCGGGCACGAGGGCCGCUACCAGUGCAUUAUCACCAACCACUUCGGCUCCACCUACUCGCACAAGGCCAGGCUCACGGUGAACGUGUUGCCAUCGUUCACCAAAAUGCCGCACGACAUCGCCAUCCGGACUGGCACCACGGCCCGCCUCGAGUGUGCCGCCACCGGCCACCCGAACCCCCAGAUCGCCUGGCAGAAGGACGGAGGCACCGACUUCCCCGCCGCUCGCGAGCGACGCAUGCACGUCAUGCCUGACGACGACGUGUUCUUCAUCACGGACGUGAAGCUCGAUGACAUGGGGGUUUACAGCUGCACCGCCCAGAACCUGGCCGGCUCCAUCUCGGCCAACGCCACCCUGACUGUCCUGGAGACCCCGUCCCUGGCGGUGCCCUUGGAAGACCGUGUGGUGUCCGCGGGGGAGACGGUGGCGCUCCAGUGCAAGGCGGCGGGGAGCCCUCCGCCCCGCAUCACCUGGUUCAAAGGGGACCGCCUUCUGAGCCUCACUGAGCGUCACCACUUCACCCCCGGCAACCAGCUGCUCGUUGUGCAGAACGUGGGGGCCGAGGAUGCGGGCCGGUACACCUGUGAGAUGUCCAAUGCCCUGGGCACCGAGCGGGCACACAGCCAGCUGAGCGUGUUGCCCAGUCCUGGCUGCAGGAAGGACGGGACUACCGUGGGCAUCUUCACCAUCGCUGUGGUGUGCAGUGUGGUCCUGACGUCCUUAGUCUGGGUGUGCAUCAUCUACCAAACCCGGCGGAAGAGGGAGGAGUACAGUGUCACCAACACAGAUGAGACCGUGGUGCCGCCGGAUGUUCCGAGCUACCUGUCUUCUCAGGGGACCCUUUCUGACCGGCAGGACACUGUGCUCAGGACCGAAGGUGGCCAUCAGGCCAAUGGGCACGUCGAGAGCAAUGGUGUCUGUCCGAGAGACGCAGGCCUCUUUCCAGAGGCCGAUGGUCCCGGCAUCACGUGCAGGCAGCCCCGGCUCUGUGUUGGGUACAGCAAGGAGCCGUGGAGAGCGACAGAGAAAGCCGGCGGCACACCUGGUCCACAGAAGAUGGAGCCCGAUGGCCCGGCUGUAUGCAGUGACAGCAACACUGACGUGGACACUUACUCCAAGGACCACGCCUUCUGUCCUCAGCCGACGUCCAGGGACAGCACACAGCCAGACACACCGAGCAGCCAGGAGCCUCACAGGAGUGACCGAGAACAUUCUCCAUGUCCGAGCAGUCUCCACAGUGGGACUGGUGAUGGGUCUCACCCGGACUGCAGGGAGUCCCUCUACCCUAGUAACCACGACAGAAUGCUGCCGCCCUGGAAGAGAAAGCCAGGGGCGCCUCCGGAGGGGAAAGGGGCCCUUCCGUGGAUGUUCGCAGGGGUGUGUGAGCCAGACUCCAUGGACCCCCAGCCAACACUGACCCCGGGCAGUUCUGAGCCUACACGAGCCACCCUGGACUCUCCAGACGCCCCCAGUGAAGGUCGGCACUUGCUUCUGCCGAAUGGACACGUCCCCACGGCAGGUGACUCCAGUCCCGAGUCCACGCCACUGACAGGACAGCCACCCGGGAGGCGGAGCGGGCCGCUGCUAUUUGCCCCGCGGGCCUAG